AUGUCUGUUAAUGAGCACCAGCAAGUUGGUCUGAAUCCUAUGUCGAACUCCGGCUCUAAUGAUUCACGAAACUCCUCGACCAACACCAUCAGACUCCCGCCAAUCUCAUUUAUCAGUGGGUUGCAACGCCCAAACAUGAAUGGCAAUAACCUUCCAAAACUCGAACCUAACGAUAAUCCUCAGACCCCACAGCAAGAUUCUAUUCCUAUGAGCCCUCAUAUCCCACCUCCGUCAGCAUCAUCUUCGACAUCGGCCACCCAUCAGGAUUCUCCUCGUCGUUUUGACAUCCAACGUACCUCAACCUCCUCGAACUCUCCGAAUGUCACCUCCAAACCAACUUUACCAUCCUUUGACCAUACUGCUUCGUCAAUUGACCAUUCUCCUAGACCGGUUUUACCUCCAACGUCUCUUGGUGACAAACAAGGUCCAUUGCCCCUUAGCUCCGGUGGUAGUGGUAGCGGGGUUUCAAAACCGGGGUAUCAGCUACCAGGAAUCUCUUCGUUCGAUAAUGGUAACCGAGGCAAUAAUAACAUUAAUUCGAUCUUGAAUAACAAUACCAAUGAAACAAGUGCAACAAAUGGUAUUUACCAACCAGCGUACGGAUCACCUUCAACGGGGAAACCGUUCAGCAGUGGCUCUAACAUCAACAGCCUAUUGAAUAACAACGCCGAUAACGAAGAUAAUAAUGAUAAAAAUGGUUCUACUACUUCUACUCACCAGAAUAAUCUUCCAACCCCAGCAACUUUCUCUAGCCCUCAUACCCCAGUGGUUUCAACAACCGGUUCCAGUGCGGGGUCGCAUGAAUUACAGCCAUCAUCGUCGUCAUCUUUACAAACCAGGAUGAUUAUCCAUCAGCAUCAUCCAACGAGAUUCAAUCCAAGCAAAGACGAACCAUCCAGUGCCAACACCUCCACUGAUGUAUCUUACAAUUCGCCGGGGAUGUAUGAAAAAGACACCAAUGUGUUAUCGUCCUCAAAGACCGUUGCUGCUGCUGCCCCGGAUUCUAAUGUACAAGUUGAUGGCCAAGAACCUACGACAGUUGUAUCAACCGCUAUUGGACCAGUCAAUGAAGAAACAAAUAGUGUUUGUGCUUCACCAAGGAAAGAGACUCCUAAACCUUUUAUCAAGCCAAAAGUUGUGGUAUCCAACGAAGAAGCCCUUGGAUUCGCAGGGAAAUUCCCACGCAAACGGUUGGGAUCAAUGGUAUAUUCCCUUUCCCCAACUUUGUCGCUUCAAGCAAUGUUGGAUAACGAUACCAGGGAGGACAAAGAGUUGGAAGAAGUGUAUAAGAAAGAAAUUGAGAAGAACCACACGUUUGUGAUUCCCGAACUUCGCGACCAUAUCAAUAGUAUCAUCACGGUUCGUAUCCCAAAAUUUUAUUUACAACAUAAAAAUAACCCGAAUUUGAGCGUGAAGAGACGCAGUGUGUGGGGUACCGAUAUUUAUACCGACGAUAGUGACAUCGUGGCGAUUUUAAAACAUUGUGGGUUCAUUAGUGAUCUAGAAGAUUUCGACGAUUCGGAGGAACAACAAGUGAUGCAGGACUUGAAAGAAUUGGUUGGUGAGCAAAACCGAGUGGUCAUUACCCCGGGUUUCAAAUCUGAUAAACCCAAUGUUUUGUAUGCCAAUAGCCUAUUGAAUGAUGAUGGUGAUAAUGAAACGGGAAAGGCCAAGGAUAAAGAUGACACUGGCACUGCUGCUAAUGUUGAUAAUGAUACUGAAAAGACGGCUAAUGGGAAACAAAAUGAGGAUAAUAAUGAUGAUGUAAAGCCUGAUGAAGAUCAAGAUAAAACUCAGAAUGAGGAAGACCUAGACAAAACUCAGAAUGAAGAGGAUCAAGAUAAGACUCAGAAUGAGGAAGAUCAGGAUAAGACGCAACACGAGGAAGAUCAGGAUAAAACUCAACAUGAAGAUACUACAAUUGGCGAGGAGAAUGAUGAUGAGAAAAAGCCGAAGCCAAAGGAGGAAGGGGGAGAAGAAGAACAAAAACAAGAAGUGGAAGCAGAAGAGGAAGAAAAGAAACACGAUGAGUUUGGGAUUGAGCAAUUCAAAAACCAGUCGAAUAUCACAGUAGAGUUACUUGUUUUACCAACUCUCAAGCAUUACCAAGGGUCAUUCCGCAAUAACUUGAAUUCCAGAAGUUGGAGAAGUUCUCAUGAUGGGGUAUCGGUCGCGUUGUAUUCGGUAAAGUAUGACAAUUUCCAAGUAAAUGAAGAUGGCCCAGCUCUAGAAAACAAAAGCGCUUUUACUUAUGUCAGUGCGGAUAAUAAUAACAUUCAAUAUUUGAAUCAAUCAUUUUAUGAGAAUGUCAAAAGAAAAGUCAGUGGGUUUGAUCUUCCAGAACCAAAGAAGGUGAAAGUAUAG
This is a messenger RNA of Saccharomycopsis crataegensis, 2364 nucleotides long. RefSeq lists its product as uncharacterized. The transcript has a single exon. NCBI's taxonomy places the organism in Eukaryota, Fungi, Ascomycota, Saccharomycetes, Ascoideales, Saccharomycopsidaceae. The coding region runs from base 1 to 2364 and encodes 787 amino acids. The record is from RefSeq and is a predicted model, not a curated record.